GCGUUUGACGCAGACAACAGAGCAUGAUACUGAUACGGCAAAGACCACACCCGCACAGCGACCGCGCAUUCGGCACAUCCGCACACGGGCGGAACAUGGCCACGCCCUGACGCCAGCUAUGUUCACAUUUUGCCCCCUCCAGGGCGCCCUGUCGGAGUCGACGGCCUCCCAGUCGCUGCUCGAGCUUGACGGCGGCGUCAAGGUGCUCGUCGACCUCGGCUGGGACGGCUCGUUUGAUGUGCACAAGCUCGAAGAGCUCGAAAAGCAGAUCCCCACGCUUUCACUCGUUCUCCUUACCCACGCGACCGCCUCCCACCUCGCCGCCUACGUUCACUGCUGCAAGAACUUCCCCCUCUUCACGCGCAUUCCGGCCUACGCGACGCGGCCCGUCAUCGACCUCGGCCGCUCCCUUACUCAGGACCUCUACUCCUCCACCCCCGCCGCCGCAACCACCAUCCGCCAGGCGUCCCUCUCCGACGUUGCCUACACCUACUCACAGACCGCCACCGCCGCGCACAACCUCCUGCUCCAGUCGCCGACUCCCGACGAGAUCGCGCGAUACUUCUCCCUCAUCCAACCCCUCAAGUAUUCGCAACCGCACCAGCCGAUACCCUCGCCCUUCUCGCCGCCUCUUAACGGCCUGACCAUUACCGCUUACAACUCGGGGCAUACGUUGGGUGGUACCAUCUGGCACAUUCAGCACGGGCUCGAGUCAAUCGUCUAUGCCGUCGACUGGAACCAGGCGCGCGAGAAUGUCUUUGCCGGCGCGGCGUGGCUCGGCGGUGCUGGCGGCGGCGGCGCUGAGGUCAUCGAGCAGCUCCGCAAGCCCACCGCGCUCAUCUGCAGCAGCCGCAGCGCGCAGGCGGGCGGCCGCGCUAAGCGUGACGAGCACCUGGUCGAAAUGAUAAAGUCUUGCGUCGCCAAGGGAGGCACCGUCCUGAUCCCCGUCGACUCGAGCGCCCGCGUCUUGGAGAUGUCAUACCUGCUCGAGCACGCCUGGCGUGCGGACGCGUCACAGGGCGGCACCCUCGGCGCGGCGAAGCUGUACCUAGCGGGCCGCAGUAUGUCGAGUACUAUGCGCUACGCCCGGAGUAUGCUAGAGUGGAUGGACAACAACAUCGUACAGGAGUUUGAGGCCUUUGCGGAGGGCCAGCGGAGGGUCAAUGGCUCUGGCGACAAGAAGGAAGGCGGCCCUUUCGACUUCAAAUAUCUGCGCCUGCUCGAGCGCAAGGCCCAGAUCUCCAAGCUCCUCAGCCAGGCCGCCGAGGAAGGCGGACGCGUCAUUCUCGCAAGCGACACGAGCAUGGAAUGGGGUUUCUCCAGGGACCUGCUCCUGGGCCUCGCCGCGGACACGAAGAACCUGGUCAUCCUGACGGACCGGCCGAGCACGGCUGACGACGCCGCGCCCUCUGUCGCACGAACCCUCUGGGAUUGGUGGAAGGAAAGGCGGGAUGGCGUGUCUGUCGAGCAGACGAGCGGCGGCGAUAGUCUCGAAACAGUCUACGGCGGCGGGCGAGAGCUUGAGAUGAAGGAGGCGGGCAGGCAACCCCUUGAGGGCGAGGAGCUUGCCGUAUACCAGCAGUGGCUCGCGACGCAACGGCAGCUGCAGGCUACGCAGCAGGCGGGCACCGCCGCGGAACCCGCGGCCGAUGUCGACGACGCCUCGUCCGAGUCGUCGUCGGACUCAGAGGACGACGACGACCAGCAGCAGGGCAAGGCCCUGACGGUGUCGGCAACGCUGGGACAGGUUGGCCGCAAGAACGUGGUUCUCAAGGACGAGGACCUCGGCAUCAACGUGCUCAUCAAGAAGAGGGGUGUCUACGACUUCGACCCACGGGGCAAGAAGGGCCGCGAGCGCUCAUUCCCCAUGGCUAUCCGUCGGAAGCGUGCUGACGACUUCGGCGAGCUCAUCCGCCCAGAGGAUUACUUGCGUGCGGAGGAAAAGGAAGAGGACCACGCCGACGCCAACGUGGACGCCGAGGAUGACAAGCUUGGGAAAAAACGGAAGUGGGACGAUGUGGCAAAGGCAGGCCCUGGGAAGCGCGUGCAGCCCAAGCAGGCCGAUGACGUCGAUGCGACUUCAGCGGACGGCUUCGGGCACGACGAGCUGGAUGUUGCCGAUGACGCCGAGCCAGAGGAGCCAGCGGGCCCAUCCAAGCUGGUAUACCACUCUCAGACAGUCACGGCCAACCUGCGUAUCGGAUUUGUCGACUUUGGCGGCCUUCACGACAAGCGCAGUCUUGACAUGCUUAUCCCCCUAAUUCAGCCGCGUAAGCUGAUCCUCGUGGCUGGCAACCGCGAGGAGACGACGGCGCUCGCGGCCGACUGCCGCGCCGCGCUGGGCGGCGCCGACGUCUUCACACCUGAGAUUGGUGUCUGGGUCGACGCCAGCGUAGACACGAACGCCUGGGUCGUCAAGUUGGCCGACCCGCUGGUCAAGAAGCUCAAAUGGCAGAAUGUGCGCGGUCUGGGCAUCGUCACCCUGAGUGGUCAGCUACUGGCCGCCGCUGCAGCGGCCGCAACGUCAGCGGCGAACGAGUCCGACACACACGACGAGUCGUCACCCGCCAAGCGUCAAAAGACGGAACAGUCUGCGGCUGUCACCCUCGCGACGCCGGCGUCAGGCCCGCUGCCCGUUCUCGACGUGGUACCCGCGAACCUGCUCGCCGCGGCGCGCACGGCCGCCCGGCCCCUGCAUGUGGGUGACUUGCGCCUGGCAGACCUGCGGCGCGCUAUGCAGAGCUCCGGUCACGCGGCCGAAUUCCGUGGUGAGGGCACGCUCGUCAUCGACGGCACCGUCUCUGUGAGGAAGACGACCGAGGGGCGUGUCGAGGUGGAAUCGGUGGGGAUCCCAACGGCAGGGCGGAGGAGCACCGUGUACGAGGUCAAGAGGGCCAUAUACGACGGCUUGGCGGUCGUGGCUGGGGCAUAGUGCACAACAUGGCGUAUGGAUAGACUGCAAGAGCUCCAUGACGAAUUAUAUCAAUCACCGCGCUGGCUAUGGGCCGCUGAUGAAUCAG
Molecule: messenger RNA, 3020 nt
Organism: Purpureocillium takamizusanense
Lineage: Eukaryota; Fungi; Ascomycota; Sordariomycetes; Hypocreales; Ophiocordycipitaceae
Exons: 2
Coding region: 119-2932 (937 amino acids)
Biological process (GO): mRNA 3'-end processing by stem-loop binding and cleavage
Cellular component (GO): mRNA cleavage and polyadenylation specificity factor complex
Molecular function (GO): RNA binding
Source: RefSeq, a predicted model, not a curated record